Messenger RNA from Porites evermanni, 11936 nucleotides. Lineage: Eukaryota; Metazoa; Cnidaria; Anthozoa; Scleractinia; Poritidae. The record is from the annotation of a GenBank genome assembly.
AUGGCGGAUCAACAAAAGGUCGUAAAAAGACGGAAGAAGAAGGAGGUAAGUUAAUCUUUAUUCUAUUCUGUGUGUUUGUUGGAUGGAAGGUUUGUAUGUUAUGUCAUAUUUGGUCGCUGCAGUCGAUGUAGUACGCUGUACCUUCGCUGGGCUUCUUUCAAGCAUGUUUUAUUAUUUUCCGAGUCGCCUUUUUUUCCCACGGACCGACUUUUCAGAGAUUUUAAUCAAGAAAAAACAAAUUAUUCUAUUCUUAGGCACGAGAAGAAAACAAUGAACCAACCAAAGAAGAACAAGAAGUCGGAAAGUACCUCAGAUUCAACUGCCCAUCCAAACCGUCGACGAUGAUGGGUCAAAAAGUCGAAUAUUUUAUCGGUAAAUAAGUACUUAAUAUGUCUUUUUUAUCCCUUCUUAAUGCACAGACGAACAGAGUAGUUUGUUUCUAUUUUUCUCCUCAUGGAAAUAACGCAUAGCCUUAACUAAAGACUGCAUUGUUUUUAACGAAGCAUGAAAGCUUACGUUAAUUAAUACAAGUUGUUCAUUCGAUUCGGAUUGGAGAAAAUUCUUCACUCAUUGUUUCCAGUGUGUUAUGAUCAACGAUGUUGUUGUGUCUCAUCCAUCCCUGAACUCUAUUUACACUGUAUCCGCGUUUUUUGAGUGAGAAAAAUAGCGAGAGUUAAUUAUGUUUUUAAACACUAGUUUUACUUUAUAACAUGACGUGUCCUUUUGUUAAUAGUAGAAUAUACCAUAAAUUAUUAUUUGGUUGGAGGAAAAAAUUGGUUAGAUGCCACGAAGUAAGUGGCAUAGCCUUAACCAUGUGUUGUAGGUUGAAAGUCCGAAGACUUUUCUCGUCCUUAUCGAGGGAGAUGCUAACCUUCUCUCGGCUCAUACAACACAACGCUGGUAAUGUUAUUUUGCGGGUUUUAUUAUGCUUGAUGUUGGUAAUCUUUACCUUGUGGGACAUUUUUUUCUGUGGUCAUCAAAUUAGCUGACUAAAUUUUUCGCUUUAUUAGUCAAUUUCAUGCGUCAAUGAUUGAAAAUAAUUUUAGCAUACUGUUGUUUGUCAGCAUAAUAAAUUUGUUUUGAAAGGGGAAACUCACAUUACUUACAACGUGCAAAGUAAAAAAUACACUUUUAAGACAGGAAGAUAUGCACGAUAAUCAUUUAAUUAUAAUUAUGAAGAAAGGUCAAAUAUCUGUAUCUUACCAGCCUAAUGGAUUUUUUCAAAAGAAUUAAGAAAGGUCAACUAUUGUAACAGCUAAGAUAUCUGACAUUUUCCUGUAAUGGUCCCCCAGGGUCAGUUGAGAGUUAUAUUUAGACAAACAGCUCUCUAAAAAGGACAGCAUAUACUUAUGAGACAAUAUUAUUUACAGACACUUGAAAAAUCACUUCGUCUGUGUUAAAGUGCGGCAGAAAGAAAAGAGGAAAUGUGAGAUAUAUGACAGCAAAUAUCUAGUGAAGACAUUAACACUGAAUUUGGCUCAGAACAAGAGGCUGCAGGAUGAAAAUCUGGUUUCAACACUAAGCAAAAUUUAUUAGUCAGUGAUCUGAAAGAUUCAACUGUAAAAACAAAACUAAACCUUUAUGAACAAUUAUUUUCCCUUCUCCCUGAGAAAGACCUUGCAUUUUCUUGAAUUAGGGCUAGGGGACAAAGGAACCAUAAGAAACAACUUUUAAACCUCUGUAGAUAACAUCUACUAUCUUGCCUUGUUAUUUGGCCUAGUUGUACAAACCUCGGAUAGCACUAUCGAAAGUAUGAAUCACUAUCCAGCGAAUGUUAGGCAGGGGUACCCAUCAACAGUUUUCUGUAAAAUGUCUGUUCAGAGAAGUUUAAAUUUCCUAAAACUUUUUAUACCUCGUGGAAGGCUAAAAAUUUCUACAUGACUGUUACAUUCAUGUACAAUUUUCGAAACUUAUUUAAAAAAUUGCCUAUGAUUUUCUGAAGUUUAAUUAUUUGCAGUUCACACCCCAGGUUAAGUUAUUUUUCACAGAAAAAGGAAACCUAACAUUUUCGGAUUCGAAGACGCGAUGGAAAAAGGAAUUAGAAAAAUUCUUACUUUCGAAAAACUUUAAAUUGCAUCUAAAAUUUUCAGGAAAAUAACACUGAAGCCUUGGUAAUUUCGAAAAUACUCAAUUUGCCCUAGGAUGACCGAACAGAUUUAAAUUUUAUAGCGAUGAUUAAAAUGUAUUUCUACAGACCUUAAAGUACUCUGGAUAGCCUAAAAACCAUUUUCAAGGCAUUUAGGAGGAAACCAUGGUUGGGUGCCGCUGAUUAAGGAAACCAAUAAUAUUAUGAUAUCUUGUAGAUAGCGUUAUCCACCUUUGGAACAACUGGGGCCUGGAGUUAAAGUUUCCUUGACUCUGUAUACGACGGACACCACUCUGCCCCUGUUAGUCACUAGAGUCUCAACAAUAUUAAUUCAUCAUCAAGUAGAGAAGUUAUGAGAGUGAACAAAAUGAUCACCAAAGGGAAAAUACUUUGAUCUUCUAUUUUAAUAAUUCUCAUAACCUUUUGACUGAUUUGAUUAUUUAUUGACAUUGUUUGGAGAAAAUUGAUGUUGGUCGCUCUCGGGUGUUAAAGGGUAGUAAAUAAAUGUAAUAGAAGAUCUUUUUGGAUGAAUUUACGUUUCUGGGAAACUGUCCACCUACCCUUCCCGUAAGGUAACAUUAACACUCACCCCUCAUCUAGGGCAAAAUGUUAGCUCAGGGGAGGGGUAGGUGGGCAGUUUCCCAGAAGCUUAAAUUGAGCCAUCUUUUUUUUAAUUAGCUGCACUUUUAAACUGUUUGCGCAUCUUCUGAUCAUUUCUAUGGACAGAAUUUUCUAAAGAAAGUUGUAUCCUGCUGAUUUUACAUUUAUUUGACUAUAGUUGUAUUCAACUGGAGUUGUAUUCAUUUGACUUUGUGAUAGGUUCAAAAGCAGUUGAUUGUUUAAUGGAUUCAAAAUGGGCAUCAGGCAAAGGAGGUGCUGAGAUACUCUUUACUGAUCGUGUAUCAGUGGAGUUAUAUUUAGACAGGUGAGCAUGAAUUUGUAAUGUAAACCAUCACUGUAGAACCCCAAUAUUUCAAACUAGGCAGGGUGCAAAGAAACUCUUUUUUACAGCUUGCCAUUCGGGCAAGCUGAAGCUAGCAUUUACUAGACCAGACUUCAUUUCAACUAGCCCCAAAAGCUUUUUGACAAGCAGAAUUGGUUUCACAGUUCUUCUGUUAUUUGAAUUCCUCAAAAAACAUCACUUGCCCUUCGGGCAAGUUAAAAACAGAAUUCACUAGCCCAAUAGCAAAAUCCACUAGCCCCGGGCUAUCGGACACGACUUUCUUUGCAUGCUGCUAGGUUAUAGUGUGACCAGAAAGACCUGGAACACUUGAAAUAUUUCAAGAAUGUUUAUUGUGUUAAGACCAAUCACAGCAGAGAUCAGGACAUGUAAGCAAGCCACAAAACCACAAACUAAUUAACGUUCUUGCUUGCAGUGUGGUUUUCUCAUGCCUGAUUGACUUUUUUAUUGCAACACAAUAACAUUCCAGAAAUAUUUCUGGUGUUCACAGUUUUCCCGGUUUGACUGUAACACAAUCUCUUAUCAAAUUGAACUUAUUGUGUGUGAUAUGGUUCCACUUUUCAUUUUCAUUUUCAUUGGUUUACUUUGAUAGUUUACAUUGAUAUGCAGUUGACUUCAGAUAAUUCAAACCUUCUUGGGAAGUCGACUUGUUACGCGCUAAAAAAAUGGUUCAAUUUAUCGAGGGUAAAAUGAUAUAGAAAUGAUCUGAGGGGAAACAAAAAUCACUUUGUGUUAGCGGGAGGUUCAAGUUACCAAGGGGAAAAUGUACAGUAAAUGUAUGACAGAAAUCCAGAGGAAAUCAUCUUUGGUUCAAAUUAAUGCAAGGUUCUAUUUAGAGAGGGUUUGAGUUCAGUAUCAGGAGUCAACUGUAGCUGACGUAUAAUACUCUUUAAACAAACAAUAUUAACAGCAUCACAAAUUAUCAUUUCAAUAUGACUGCUUGGUAUGUGUGAGUUAGUGUGACAUUUUACUUUGGUUCCCUUGCUGCUUCAGGUGUACGGUUUUGCAGUAACAUGAAAUUCCAAAGAAAAGGCUGGGCGAUUUUGCAUAAAAAAGGGAGAAAGAAUGCAUGGAGCUCCACUAUCUCGAUGCCAAAAAUAAUGUACAACAAACCCCCAAAUGGUCACAAACCUGCUUUUUAACAAAGAACACAUUUUUUUAGGGCCCUCAAUGAAAAGGUUACCCCCUUAUACAGGUUAUGAAACUGCCCUGCUAAACUUAAAUAUUCUUGUACAUAUAUAUCAUGUCACUUUUAGGUUGCUGAUUUUGAAUUUCUUUGAGCGUGUUGUGCGAAUCAAAAAAGUGAAGAAAAGUGAAGAAGAAAAGAAAAAAGAGAAAGAAAAGGAAGAGCAACGUUCAAAAGAGAAAGAGGAAUCAGACAGUAAAAAAACUAAGAAGAAACAAAAGAAGGAAGAAGGAAAAAAGGUUAGCUGUGAUUUGCAUGGUAUCGUCAGUACAUAAUCCAGACUUAGUUAAUCGGUAAGAAUCGAGAUAGGAAAUCAAUCGACAUCAUCGAUGUUAAUCGAUUUAAUCCGUUGAUUUAUAUGGACUGAUAUCGAAAAUCGAUAGAAAUCCAAGUCACAGCUGAAACAAUAAUUUAUCAAUUAUUAUCGAUUAACACAAUUAAUAGGAAUCAAUAGUAAUCGAUUUGACAUAAAAUCAUCAGAGAAUUCUAUCAGAAAAUCGUCGACUGAUAUUAAUCGAAGUCACACCUCUUUUUCUUUCUUGAUUUCUAUCGAUCAAUAUCAGAAAUCUAUAUUCAUCGAUUGUUGAUAUCGAUUACUAUUGAUUAAUACUGAUUAUCGGUUUAUCACUUAACUACGUCUGGACAUAAUGUACCGUUUUGGUGUAUUCCUCAGUUGGUUCAUUGUUGUACAAAACAAGUUGUACAUAGUCUUAGUUUUAAUGAAUGACAGUUCAUGAUUUGUGGAGCGGGGAGUGAGAAAAUACAUGUAUUUUUAAUAGUGGGGGCAGAGUGGCUGAGUGGUCAGCACAUCAAUCUUGCAAUCCAGCGGUCCCUAGUUUGAGUCCUGAUCUGGUCACUUGCUUGAUUUGUUCUCAGUCAUCCUAAGUUCAAACCCUUGGCCACGCUUGAUUUGUUAUCAGGCUAGUGGACUCUGUUCUUAUCCUGCUCAACGGGCAAGCAAAGAUUCAAAUUAACAGAAGGACUGUAUUCAAUGCUGCUAGUCAAGAAUUUUUUUCUCACUGGUUAAAAUGACUCUUGGGCUAGCACAUGCUAGCUACAGCUUGGGUAAGCUGUAAAACUGACUUUCUUUACGCCCUGCUCUGAGGCUGAAAUUUGAAAACCAAGUAAGCACCCCCUUCAAAUAUGCCACCUAUUCUUGUCUCAUAAAAUUAAAUACACGUAUAAGUGCCUUAGGCACAAAUUCACACAUGUACAGUAACCCUAUAAGCUCAUAACCCUGUUUUUUUAAAAUUAAUUUCAAGGUUGAUGAUGAAAGCGGAGAAGGAAAACAAAAAGUAAGAAAUUUCCUUCUAGCUGUAUUUUGUCUAUUUAACUAAUUGCUACAAUAUAUAUGUGCUUUCUAUUUUCAGUAAUAAAUAUGUGGAUUGCAUAGACCUUUAAAAACAACAUCAGGUCAUUGAAUAGUCCAUGAAUUUGGAAAAUUUAGGAAUUGUUCUCAGAAAAGUCCUUGAAUAUCUUCCACACACCUUCAAUCCUCUUGAGAAUACAGUCUUCAAUUUUAUUAUCAUUACUGUGCAAGUUUUUAUGUACAUUUUGGUGGUGACACCUAGAAAAUAUGUACAUCCUUUGCAUUUUUCAGCAACUGAUAAUAGGAAAUUAAUACCAGUUUUGGGUUGGUAGUUGCACAUGUCCUUUCAAGACAUCAAUUACACAAGAUUUCUACAGUUCAGCACUUGUGUCUAUUUGUGUAGAAACCGAGAGCUUAAGAAAUGAAAUUUGUCUAUGAAGAGUCUUGAAAGAAGAGAUUCAGGUCUUUAUGAACUAUGAUAUUUUAUCAUUUCUUUUUUGUUUUGCUUUAGGCAGCUGAGAAAAGCAGCCAAGGUGAAGGAAAAAAGAAACUGAGAAAGGUUUGCGUUUACCUUAAAGGUAGCCUGCGUAGUAGGCGCGCAGAAGAAAGAACUGGGUGCGCAAGAGAGAAAUGCGAGGGGAGAGGGAGCAUGUUCCCUCGCUUGUCUCCCUCCCGUGUCCCGUUCUUUCUUGCGCCCAUCACUUCCAAGCCUACCUUUAAAGGAGCUGUGUCAUUAUUUCUAAAUUAAAACGUUGGGAACCUCUACAAAACUGAGUGAAACAUUAAGUUCACUACUUAGAACAUAAAAAAAAGUUACAGUUGUAUGAAUAACACAGCAAAUACAAAAGGAUAAACAGAUGGACAAACUUUAAUCAGAGCAUUGAAACGGAUUGCAAUUGUGCUUUUUUUGAAAACCUGUUAGCCUAACAGUUUUGAUAUCAGUACUACUUGGGAGACAUAUUUCUUUGACACAAAGCUGUGAAUUUGCCAUUUACGGGUAAUGGGCCAUUUGCACGAUGGCAUCAUUUUACUACUAUGACCAGAAUCCUUCGGGGUAUUGCUUUCUUGUGCAAAUUAAGGCUUUUGUUAUCUAAACAGCCUCCUGGUUAGCUCAGUUGGUCUGCCAAGCACAAGUCAUGGGUUCAAACCCCAGCCAGACCAACACUCAGGGUCUUUAAAUAACUGAGAAGAAAGUGCUGCCUUUGUAAUAAAUGAGAUCUUCAAAUGGUUAGACUUUCUUGUCUCCUCAGAUAAGGAUGAGAAACCAUAGGUCCUGUCUCACAACACUUUCACUGAUUUGUUCUUGUGGGAUGUAAAAAAACCAACAUCACUAUUCAAAAAGAGUAGGGGUCAUAGACGCUGGUGGUGUUUUCAACCUUUACAGGUUGUGGGAUUGGGUACGGGUGGCACCUCGCAUGGGACCCAUGAGUUCCCUUCGAGCCUAUCCCCUCUGGGCAGUUCUGUGUCCAGAAAAGCUGGUAAAAAAAAACCUCACUGGGACUACCCAAUUUAAAGAUGAAAGGGAAAAACGACAUGAAUUCUGGUCUUAGUAGCAAAAAGACAUUGUCGUGCAAAUGACCCAUUUCUCAAGUUCCAAAGUGAAUAAGGAUGCUUAAUUGGAAUUAUUAACUAAAGUAACCAGGCAACUCUGUCACAGCCCCUCUAAUGACAACUUUUAUACAAAUUCCACGUACUGAACUAACUGAACUUGUUUAAACCUCUUCCAUUAAAAGGGGGCAGUCUGGUUAAAAGCAUUAUUUUUCGUUGAUUUCCACCCUUUUUCUUAACUAUCUAGCCAAGAUUUCAUUCAAUCAAACAAUGACUCAAUUGAGUUGGAGUCCUUAAUUCGAUAAUUUUUUGAGAAUUUUUGGAUGAUUUUUCGAAUGUUUUUAAUGGAUAAAAACUAGUGGGGGGGGGAGGGUGUUUGAAAUUUUAGAAAAAUUGGAAAAUAUUGGGUUUGGUGGUUGUUAAAAAUUAAAAUAUGAAGUGAAGAAGUAGUAGACAAUUACCAGAUAGCCCACCACCACAACAAGAUGCCUCUGAUCCCAUCAGCGCACUAACUGGUUUAUGUGUACACCGUUUCUACGCUAAUUUAUUUCCUUCCCAAAUCAACAUCAUUUCCCCCAAAAAAACAACCGUAAUGCCCCCUUAAAUGUGUGUAAUAGUUUUCUACUUUGUUUGUUUAAGGUGAAAGUAAAGCUGGAACCACAUGAGGAACAGAUCUUUGUGGAUGAUGAUGAUGAGGUAAGUUUGAGUUGCAUGUACCUACAAUACCGUCCUUGUUUUAUUGUCCUUAAAGUGUACCUCUUUAACCCAGAAAAAAUUUAAGUUCAGAAAUAUGAUUUCUUCUUGUACCAUUCGUUUGAAUGGUCACAUAAGCCAUUAGCGUAUCCAGGGGAGGGGCCCGGGGGGCCCCCCCCCCUCCCCCUCGCCCCUUUUUUUGGACUAAACUGGAGCCAAAAGGGCUGAAAAAAAUUUUUUGGGAGACUGGGCCCCCCCUUAUCUAAGGAUCUGGAUGACCGGCCCCCUCCCCCCACGUUAUCUCAAGGUCUGGAUCCGGCACUGCAGGCUGACUGUUACUAAAAUUUCAAAAUUUCUGUCUGAAUGCAUUUAGUGUGUGGAGAUUUCAACAGCUAUGAGGUUCUUUUGGUUUUAUUUUCCCUUUUGUGUCUUAUGUAGGUAGCCAGGGGUCAUCCUCAUGAUAGUCGGGGGAAAUCCCACGUCUGUAAUGACUGCCCUGGUCACACCUUAGGUACCUUGGGUGCCAGAUACUUUUUAUGCACGGUUUUUGAUAUCAGUGAGUCAAGUCUUGUAGUUACGCGUGCUUCGCCGCUCGUGGCUUUGGUAUCGGGUGCUUUCGCCUGAAGGUCGAUUCUCUCGAUAGCAGUUCGCCCAGACUAAGUCGAUUCGCCCGAUUUGUAUUUGUCGUUCUUUUGUCAAUCCUGAGAAAAAGGAAUAAGCAUGAAAAGACAGUGACUACACGUGUGGAAUCCAAGGGUCACUAAAAUAACAUCUCAGAGAAGUCGAUUCACCAUGUUGUAGAGUGUUGUAUGUCAUCGGGCGAAUCGAUUUAAGUCGUAGCGAACGCCUUCAAGCGAAACGACUGCAAUUCGUGGCUUUGCCUGCGGCCGAGAACGUGUCGACAUGUAGCCGACGCUGAAGCAUCUCCACCGCACGUGAGAAAAAAUCUCAGGUACCCAGGGUACACGUUAGGAUUUUAUCUGAACAGUAAAGGAUCUAACUCUUGAGUCUCUGGACAAAAUUUAGUGAUGUGGGUGAUAAUAAUAGUAAUUUUAGUGAAUAAUAAUGAUGAAGAAGAAAAUCCUGUAUUUAUUUACUUACAGUAUUGCUUAAACUCAAAUAGAAGUUUUAGAAAGAAACUAUCGCAGUCUACCCUGCAUGAGCGUAAGAAAUCAUUUUUAUCUUUCACUUAGGCGUAUGUUUGGAUCUUUGACCCCAUCCAUCCCAAGACUUUUGUCAUGGGAGUAUUGGUUGGUAAGUUUUAAGAUUAAUCAGUCAAAGAAGCAACCUGUCUUGUUGCAACCUCCAUCCCAAGCUUUUUUUAGCCAAUCAGUAACAGAUGAAUGUGCAAGGGAUUAAUUCAACCAAUCAGAAGUUGAAAUUUACAUGUACAAGGUAUUUAGCGCGGAAAAAUACGCGUCAGCAGUCAACUUGACCAAUCGGGUUACAGGAAACUAACAAUGCAUCUCGAGAAAGUUGUUAAAGUAAUUAGAGUCUCGUAAGAAAGCAAUAAGCUGCUCAAAGCUUAAAAUCUCAAUAGAGAAGGAAAAUAAUGACCCCGGGGGGGGGACUCCCAUAUGAAACAGACGGGGAUGCUCGUCGUCUCGCUUAGGGGUGUAAAUUUUGGAUUUUGGUCUCGCUUAGGGUGUUCCGGGCAAAGUGCCAAUAUUUUAAGCCGCCAAGGUCUCGUUUAGGGUUCCGCGAAGAACUUGAGAUUUAUGACAAUGCUUUUAAAAACUACUUUUAGAUAAAAGCAUUCGAUGAUUAUGUCUUUAUAUCAUUAAAACUCAUUGCAUGUCAUAUUUGUGUGUUUUUAAGCGUCUCUUUUAGGGGUCACAAUUUGCUUAAGCCACGCCCAGAUUGGUCUCCUUUAGGAGUCACAAAAAGCUAGAGCCACGCCCAGAUGGUCUCCUUUAGGGGUUAAAUUCAAAAUUUCUGACGAGCAUCCCCAUCUGUUUCAUAUGGAAGUCCCCCCCCCCCGGGAUAAUGACGUCACAAAAAACUUAACUUUUGAAAUUAUGGGCUUAAUUACCGUAUCCAGAAAGAUCAAUACUGUCGUUAUGUUGGGAGCUUUGUUAUUUAGUUGUUCGUUCUGAAGAGGUUUAACUGUACUUGAAGUGUGUAAGUCGUAGGCCGUUUAUUCCGUGUUAAUUACAGAUGUGUCAUUUACUCAACAGUUAUAGCGACAAUCGCCAUCUGCUUGUUUCCUUUAUGGCCAUAUAACAUCAGGGAAUAUGUCUGGUAUCUGAGUGUCUUCGCUGCCGCUCUGGUUGGCUCCAUUCUUGUACUUGCUGUCUGUAAGUUUCUUUUAUAAUCAUUAUCAUACCUUUGUGUUCCCUAUUAAACUUUGGCCUGAGGGUUGCCACUCAUCAGAAAGUUAAGAAUUCCUUGAUUUUUCCCUGACUUUUCACUGACCUUUUAUUAAUGAGAAACAGUGGAUGUUUACAUUCGCUUUAGCUUGUUUUGUAGGCCAUCGAUAUUUUUCUCUUAAUUUUUAACCUCUUUCCUUUUUUUGCUGAAAGAGGAAGAAGGAAUUUGGAAGAAAUCAUUCACAACAAAAACCACUGACCACGACUACUACAUGCAGUGUCAGGCGUAAAGUGUCAAAUGAAUGGCUUUGCUUGCUUGCAGUAUACUCUUCAUCUUUCCCGAAAGAAAAUGCAUUUUAAAGUCUCAGAGAUAACUUAUGGACUAUAAACCGGAAAACAGAGUUCCCUGACUUUUCACUGACUUUGACAAUAUCAAAGAUUUUCCCUGACUUUUUAGAAAAUUCCCUGACCUUUCCCUGACCUUGAAAAAUUUUCGUUUUCCCUGACUUUUCCCUGACCGUGGCAACCCUGUUUAUUAUCUGAACAAACGAUUCCAUGUGCCACAAACGCGGUAUCACCAAAUGUUAGGGAAUCCAAGACAGUCUUGGAUUCUGGACUCCUAGCUGUGGAUUGUGGAUUCCUUUCGCUGGAACUUGGAUUGCCUAUUCCAAUCGUUUGCGGGAUUCCAGAUCCUUUAAGCUGAAUUCCGGAUUCCAAAGCCCAGGAUUUCCAGAUCCCAGAAGCAAAAACAGGGCUGUCAUUAAGGGUCGGGGGCCGGGGAUUUCCUUCGGCUUCCAUGAAUAUAACCCCCGGUUAUUUCCAUAAGAAAAUAGAAGAAAAAUAGAGGCAAACGAAAUCCCUAACUGCUUGAUUCCCCGCCUACUUGUUGUAUUUACCUGGUAACUUGAAAUCCAGGACUCCGAAAUCCGUAUUACCUCGCUUGGGGCAAGCGGCAGGACCAGUUCAGUUAGUAGGGCGCUUGACUGCAGAGCAGGAGCUCGCAGGUUCGAUUCCUGGGACUUGACCAAUAAUAAGGGUCUCGCAAUAAGUUAGAAAUGUUGUACUGCUUUUGCCAUGCAAACAGCUGGAUCUUUGCAUGGCUCGGAUGGCCAUAAAGUGGCGGACCCAAAAACGGCAUUGUCCUUAUUUAUUACUUUCUUACUAAACACAGUGACACUCGAGUAAAGUGCGUUUUUUUUAUAUGCUUUUAUUCUUACGGAAACUGAGUGACAUAACAUCCAUUGCGGGAGACGUUUUAUCGGAAGGAGGACUGGGUUUAAAAAUUGUUUGGACGUAAAAUCGUUGGGUACAUACUGUUUCUUUUUCUGUUUGUUUUGUGAUUGUCUUUGAAUUCAAAUCCCGUUGAACGUCCGUUUUUUGUUCAGAGCUUUCCUCUCAAAAUUCUCCUUUGCGAUAGCGAAAAGGCAACCGCGAAUUCUUCAGAACUGAUAUACUUUCUGUUUUGCGUUUUCUUUACAGUGCGGUACGUGUUCUUUGCGAUCGUGUGGGUGUGCACAUGGGGGAAACAUCACUUCUGGCUUUUACCAAACCUUACAGAAGAAUGCGGCUUUUUCGAAUCGUUUGUACCACUCUACACGCACGAAUUUAUGGGAAACAAGGACGAAGAUAAACCGGCAGAAAACGAAAAUGAAAAUGUUGACGAGAAAGAUGACGAAAAAGAAGAAGGGGAGGGCAAAAAGGAAGAAAGCAGCGAAGACAAAGAUCACACUGAGAAAGAACCUUGGGUAAAGUUAACGGAAGAAGAAGUAGCGACAGCAAGAAGCGAAGUGGACAAGGAAGUUAAAGCGUCGGACGAAACGUUAGCUACUGAAGUCAAAUGCUAA